AAAUGCCUGAGGGGGACAGAGAAAACAAGGAAAAGGAGAGAGGUUCUCUCUUAUAUAGGGCAUGCCAAUGAUUCAGUAGAAAGAGUAGACAGGCUACGCCUAAUUCAGUACUUUGAAAUACAUGCUCAUAUCACUUCAGUUUGCAGAAUUCAUUGUAAUUGUUACUGAAAACUUAUUACUAAAAGGAAAUGGAUUGGACUGGAACAAUUUUAACUUUAUUACUAUUUAUUUUUGCAAUUAUGUUCCUUUUGAAGAAGGGAAGUUCCUGGAAUAACAGCUGCCCCAGUCUCCCCCCAGGACCCAGGACUAUACCCAUUUUGGGAAAUCUACACAUGAUGGAUCUGAAGAGGCCUUACAGAACAAUGAUAGAGUUGUCCAAGAAAUACGGUCCCGUUUUCCGUAUCAAACUGGGAUUUCAGGAGAUGGUGGUGCUGACUGGCUAUGAGACAGUCAAAGAGGCUCUAGUGAACCAGGCUGAUGCAUUUGCAGAGAGAGCCUCCAUCCCCAUUUUUGAUGAUUUUGCAAAGGGCUUUGGUCUUAUUUUUGCUCAUGGUGAGAACUGGAAAGCAAUGCGACGAUUUACAUUAUCCACAUUACGGGACUAUGGAAUGGGAAGGAAGACUAUUGAAGACAAAAUCAUUGAAGAGUGUGGUGUCUUGACAAAAACAAUUAAGACUUAUGCAGGAAAGCCAUUUGAGAUCCAAACAGUUAUGACUGCCGCUGUUUCCAACAUCAUAGUUUCUAUUCUGCUUGGGAAGCGCUAUGACUAUGAAGAUGCCACAUUUCUACGACUUCUGAAGAUAAUCAGUGAAAAUAUAUAUCUUUCAGCGACCCCAAAUAUGUCGCUAUAUAAUAUGUUUCCUAUGCUGGGCUUCCUUUUGGAUUCACCUAAAAAACUAAUGAAUAACAGAAAGGAGUUCCAUGAUUUCAUACAGACUACCUUCAUAGAAUAUCUCAAAAAUCUGGAUGAAAAUGACCAGAGGAGUUUUAUUGAUUCAUUUCUUAUUCGGCAAAGAGAGGAAAAUAAGAAGAUGACUAAUGGAUAUUUCCAUAAUGAAAAUCUUAAAGCUCUUUCGGGUAACUUAUUUGGUGCUGGUACAGAAACAACUGGAAGCACUCUGCGCUGGGCCAUACUCCUGAUGAUGAAGUACCCAGAAAUCCAGAAUAAGGUCCAAGAAGAAAUUGCAAAAGAGAUUGGGGUUCGUCAGCCAAGGACAGAAGACCGAACCAAAUUGCCUUAUACCGAUGCAGUAAUUCAUGAAGUUCAAAGGUUUGCUGAUAUUGUUCCAACCAACUUGCCACAUGCAACCACUAUGGAUGUAACUUUCAAAGGCUUCUUCAUUCCCAAGGGUAUGCACAUUGUUCCUUUGCUAUCAUCAGUGCUCCAUGAUGAAUCUCAGUGGGAGAAACCCUAUCAAUUCUAUCCUGAGCAUUUUCUUGAUUCUGAAGGAAAAUUUGUGAAAAGAGAUGCAUUCAUGCCUUUCUCUGCAGGUAGGAGAAUAUGUGCAGGUGAGACCCUUGCCAAAAUGGAGCUCUUCCUCUUCUUUACUAGCCUCCUGCAGAAAUUUACCUUUCAAACACCCCCGGGAACAUCUAAAAAUGAUCUGGAUCUAACGCCUGAGAUUGGAUUUACAACCCCUCCUAUACCGUAUAAGACCUGUGCCAUUCCAUGUUCAUAAGACACAAGACUUUCAUAACAGUCAUUCUCAGUCUUGGAUAAUGUGAUUCUGUAUGGUUUUGGCUUAAGAGGCUGUCUGAAAUUGUACUAUAAUUAUUUGCAUACACACAAAAUCUAGAUUUUGAGAGUGAAAAGGGUAGAGAAAUCAUGCUAAGUGCUUGAUACAUUUAUUAUUUUUGUUUGUUUCCUUUUAUCCUUUUUUCUCCUAUUCAAUUUUGUUAGUUUUGCUUUUUGUUAAAUUCAUUGUAAGCAAUAUAGUUUUUUCCACAAUAAUUCUACAUACACACACACACACACAUAUUAUUGUUAAGGUAUUAGAUAACUUAAAAUCACACUUUGACACAGAAUUUAGCUGAAGAAAGCAAAACAGUACCAAAAGGAAACAACAACAUUUAAUAUUACUGAGAAUUUGUUUUACAAAAAAUAUUUAGAGAUAAUUAUUGCUAGAUAUUCCUAGAAAUAGAAUGGCAGAUAUUUCAAGUAGAAAAAGAUGUAACUGUCUCAGUCGGGAUGAACAUCUUGACAAGGCUGAAAAUUUUGUUCAAAUAGAUUCCUACAAAAACUGAAGAAAAAAACACUAAAUUACUGGCAGAGAUGAGCAACUGAUUUUAUAUAAUCUGAUAAAAUACCAAGGACUAAAGUUCAAAACUUUACAACCCUUGAAAUAUUGGACAAGCAGCCAGUUGUAUUACCAGGUUAGAUGUUUAACUGGGAUGACAUUGAUUAAAACACUGAAGGUUGAAUAAUCUGACAGCUCAUAUGACGUUCAGUUAGCUUUCCUUUAAAAGGCUAGCUUGAAUAGUUUAUUUAGUUAAUUAAAAGAAAGGGGGCAUGUUUUGUGCCUUCAACAGACACAUAUUGGAAGCACUGAUGUUGAUCUGUUAAAUGUAAACAUCUCUAUCAAAACUGUAUGGCCUUAAACAGAUUUUUUUAAAUGGAACAGCUGUAUGAACUUUUAAUGAGACUUCUAGAGAAAAAAUCUCAGAUGAGAAUGGAAGAUGCAUAAUGUUAAGCUUUCAGACUGAAUUUGGAAAAUAAUUGAUUUUUGUGCAGAAUACCAAAAUAAAGUUCUGUGAAAUAUU
Molecule: messenger RNA, 2760 nt
Organism: Pantherophis guttatus
Lineage: Eukaryota; Metazoa; Chordata; Lepidosauria; Squamata; Colubridae
Product: cytochrome P450 2K4-like
Biological process (GO): xenobiotic metabolic process
Cellular component (GO): intracellular membrane-bounded organelle; cytoplasm
Molecular function (GO): iron ion binding; oxidoreductase activity, acting on paired donors, with incorporation or reduction of molecular oxygen, reduced flavin or flavoprotein as one donor, and incorporation of one atom of oxygen; heme binding
Source: RefSeq, a predicted model, not a curated record